This is a messenger RNA of Portunus trituberculatus (swimming crab), 1654 nucleotides long. Its product is annotated as DNA repair protein XRCC2 homolog. Gene Ontology annotation, biological process: double-strand break repair via homologous recombination; DNA strand invasion. The coding region runs from base 83 to 1357 and encodes 424 amino acids. The transcript has 2 exons. The record is from RefSeq and is a predicted model, not a curated record. Gene Ontology annotation, cellular component: centrosome; Rad51B-Rad51C-Rad51D-XRCC2 complex; replication fork. NCBI's taxonomy places the organism in Eukaryota, Metazoa, Arthropoda, Malacostraca, Decapoda, Portunidae. Gene Ontology annotation, molecular function: four-way junction DNA binding.
ACACUCACUCUCCCUCGCCGAAGUCGUACCAAAACAACAACAAAGCCACUGAAAAUUUGAAUGGGGUAGCGUGUGAGGCAGUAUGAGUGAGCCAGCUGAUCACCAUUCCAACGCUACCAAACCUGCUGAAUCCAACCCUACACACCCUGCACACCUUACCAGCCCUGUUCAGCCUAACCCUGCACCAAACAGAACCCCAAAGAACACCCCAGUCCGCCACCCCUGCCUGAACACCCCACCCAGUACUUCACCCCUGCUCCUCGGCGCUUCUUCCCUCACCAGGCCGGCCAUACGCACCCCGCAGCCUGUCAGUCUAGUGGAGUACCUGAGAGAGGAGCCUAGGACACUGUAUAUUGACCCACACCUGUUCCCUUCAGGCUUGGAACCCGGGGAUGUGGUGGAGGUGUCGGGUCCUGCUAACUGUGGUAAAUCUAUGCUAGCGCUCUCUCUAAUUGCCACAGCUCUCCUCCCUGCUGUGUGGUGUGGCGUGCAGGUCGGCGGAUGUGAAGCUGGGGUGCUGUAUAUCGACUGUGAGCAGCAUUUCAGCAUUUUCCAGCUUGUUAAUCUGAUGUAUCGUAAGGUGAAGAUAAGAGUUAAGUUGGCCAGGGGGGCUUUGAAGGAACACAGACGGAGUGGAGUAACAGACACGGCAGUUAUCGCUAAUAUUCGUGACCUUACUGAACUUUUGCGAUAUAGCACAUCCAUUUUAAAGGACAAGAUACAGGACAUGGUGCAGGGGCGUCUCGAGGGCUUCCACUACAUUGGCUGCCUUCAAAGUGCGCAGUACCCGAUCGCUCUGGGCUCCAUAGACGAACACCUGGCCAAGAACAGUGAUGUGUGUCUCCUGGUGGUGGACAGCCUCUCUGCUUUCUCCUGGCAUGACUGGAUAUACAAAGCCAAUGGGAAGUUUGUGGAACUGAAAAAAUAUUACGAUAAACUCCUUAGUGUUCUUCUGGCUAGCGUUAAGAAGUAUAAGGUUGCUCUCAUUGCCGUUAAACAAGCGCUGUUCCUGAAAAUGUGCGAGGAUAACCCCAGGAAAAGCGUGGAGGAUGAGGAGGAGGUGCGGGAGGAAAGUGUGGUGUUGGAUGAUGAUAUGGAGGAAGGUGAUGUGACGGGGAACAUGAUGGAGAAUGAAUACCUUGGCUACACGUGGGUUAGCGGUGUCACGUGUCAGGUUAUCAUGUCAAAGGUGCGAGUUGGCAAGGGCUUGUCGAGUGUUAGUCCAGGGAAUAAAGACACAAAGAACGUGGAUCUGAAUAGUGAGGUGAAGCAGUUGUUCUCAGCGGAAGUGAUAAGGAAUAAGGAGAGUGUCAAGUUACAGUUUGUCGUCACCGAGGAGGGUCUUAUGUGGCAGUAGGCUUUUAUGUGUUGUUUUUGUAUUGUUUGUCUGUGUUUUAUGGAUUGGCAGUGAGGUCUUUGUGUAUUGGGUAAGGCUGGAGUGAGUAUAGCAUGUUUUUUAAAGUGAGUGUCAAGUCGACUGUCGAUCUAUCAUGUUUUAAAGUUUUUUUUUUUUUUUUUUUUUUUUUAGUGAAUAGCAAGUUUUUAGGUCAGACAAAUAUAGUUGGUUCUUGUACAGUCAUUCUAAUCUUUUUGAGAGUUAUUAUAGCAGGCUUUUAAGUGAGUGUAGCAGUUUAUUCAUUUAUUUUAUUAUAUA